Molecule: messenger RNA, 593 nt
Organism: Notothenia coriiceps (black rockcod)
Lineage: Eukaryota; Metazoa; Chordata; Actinopteri; Perciformes; Nototheniidae
Product: amyloid beta A4 protein-like
Exons: 3
Biological process (GO): axonogenesis; central nervous system development
Cellular component (GO): plasma membrane; membrane raft; early endosome
Molecular function (GO): signaling receptor binding; signaling receptor activator activity
Source: RefSeq, a predicted model, not a curated record
ACCAAUUAAAAGACGCCUUUUAACCCAUUUACUUCCUUUUCACACAGUACCCACAGCCACGCCCAGCUCCCCCGACGCCGUGGACCACUACCUGGGGACGCCAGCGGACGAAAACGAACACGCCCACUUCCAGAAGGCCAAAGAGAGCCUGGAGGCCAAACACCGCGAGAGGAUGUCGCAGGUGAUGAGAGAGUGGGAGGAAGCCGAGAGGGAAGCUAAGAACCUCCCCCGCGCUGACAAGAAGGCCGUCAUCCAGCGCUUCCAGGAGAAGGUGGAGGCGCUGGAGCAGGAGGCAGCCAGCGAGCGGCAGCAGCUGGUGGAGACGCACAUGGCCCGGGUGGAGGCUCUGCUCAACGACCGCCGGCGCCUGGCUCUGGAGAGCUACCUGACGGCGCUGCAGCUGGACCCCCCCCGGGUACGCUCUGACAGAACACUGGAUGCAAUGUCCUCUUACAGAUCUCACUGUCGUCCUGUCAUUUCCAAAAUGUCUGGUUCAUAUCUGAAUCAACCGGACCUUCUGAUAUGGAGAGCCAGGGUUCUUACGGUCAUUAAAAACCUGGAAAAGUCAUGGAAAUUCAAAAUGCUAAUUCCAG